AUUACACGAAACAGGUAAUUCAAUCUUUUGCAUUUCCUGCUACCAAAAAAUACCCCGAACCACAUUUGGUGCUCCAAUAGUCCAAUCGCAUAACCCACAGACCCUUAAUUGCUAGCUUGGUGGCUGCUGCUGCUGUGACUCAGACUGAGUGUGUGGCUCGUCUUCCUCAAACGUUGAGACAUCAAGAACAAAGCUAAUUUUAUACCAGUAACAAGAAAAGAUGGUGAUGAGAAUUCGAUUAUCUAGAUUUGGGUGUAAAAAUAAACCCUUUUAUAGGGUUAUGGCGGCUGAUAGCAGGUCUCCUAGAGAUGGCAAACACAUCGAAGUUCUUGGUUACUAUAACCCUCUUCCAGGUCAAGAUGGGCAAAAGCGAAUGGGGCUUAAUUUUGAUAGAGUGAAGUAUUGGCUUUCAGUUGGAGCCCAGCCAUCAGAUCCAGUUCAGCGAGUUCUGUUUAGAGCCGGGUUGCUCCCUCCUCCUCCAAUGAUGGCCAUGGGACGCAAAGGUGGGCCACGUGAUACCCAUUUUGUUGAUCCCAUGACUGGACGUGUUUUGACUCCAGGAAAGCUUAGCAGCUCAGAGGAUUCUGAGAAUCCCAACAUCGAUGAUGCGGAAAUAGUAGAUACCCCAACCACUUCAUGAUGUAUUUUCUCAUAGGUUUUUAGAUUUUAAAGCAGACAACCCUUUCUGCAGUUUGUAGUACAAGUUUAUGCUUGAUUACAAUAUACGAAGUGCUUGGAUUACAUUGUGUGCGUGGAGGAUUCCUGUCAAUGCCUCCUCUUUUUGGUUGUAAACUUGUCAAAAGAAGGUUUAUCAUUGAUGUUGAAUAAGUAUUUCUAUUGCUUGGCAAAUCCUGUCUGUAAUAAUCAAUAAUGUUAAAGGUCUCAUUGCACUCUGAAGAGUCUCUUCAGAUACAUCUGUUAGAAUUGGACGAUUUAGGAACCGUGAAUGUUUUGUUCCUAAUUUAAUA
Chenopodium quinoa (quinoa) is the source of this 968-nucleotide messenger RNA. RefSeq names its product 30S ribosomal protein S16-2, chloroplastic/mitochondrial-like. The transcript is spliced from 4 exons. Gene Ontology annotation, biological process: mitochondrial translation. Gene Ontology annotation, cellular component: small ribosomal subunit; ribosome. The record is from RefSeq and is a predicted model, not a curated record. The coding region runs from base 221 to 640 and encodes 139 amino acids. Gene Ontology annotation, molecular function: structural constituent of ribosome. Lineage: Eukaryota; Viridiplantae; Streptophyta; Magnoliopsida; Caryophyllales; Amaranthaceae.